Messenger RNA from Anolis carolinensis (green anole), 3025 nucleotides. RefSeq lists its product as uncharacterized. NCBI's taxonomy places the organism in Eukaryota, Metazoa, Chordata, Lepidosauria, Squamata, Anolidae. The transcript has 20 exons. Gene Ontology annotation, molecular function: catalytic activity. The record is from RefSeq and is a predicted model, not a curated record. Bases 209 to 2071 code for a protein of 620 amino acids.
CCCCGCGCCUCAUUGUGCGCCAGGGGGACAAACCAACGUAACGUCUCUUCCCCUCAGGAGCUGCCACCACUUCCUCCUCCUCCUCGCCUCGGCCGCUGUGAGGUCAGGCCAGAGCAGGCCCCGCCUCUGGAGGGCUAACACACGGCGAAGCGGGAGGCGCUAAGAGAGGCCCGGAGGCGCGCUUGGCGGUGUCCACUGCUCUGAGGCCAUGAUGGAAGCGGAGGAGGGGGGCUGCUGCCUGCUGCUCUGGACGGCGUGGGGAACGGCACUGGCGCUGGCCUUUUUCCUGGGCUUCGUGCGGAGGUCCACGGGGGCGUCGGGCAAAACUUUCCACCGGCGGGAGCCCGGCCAGACCCAGGCUGCCCAGAAGGGGCCGCCCGCCGACGCGUGGAAUCCACGACUCUCUGGCUUCACACUGCGACUUGCCGCGCACCUGGCCAACACUGCCUUCGGACAACUUUUUUUAGUGCCCCUUAUCAUGCGGAUCAACAACUUUACCAUCCUGCGGUAUCUUGAUAUUUCAGAAGAUCCUACUUUUCUUCCAGUAGUUGCUGAAGAAGGAAAAAGUGACCUUUCAAAGUCCAGCAAUGACUCAGAAAUUCUGUGUAAGCUGCUUGAUAUGAGGUCACGUUCCACUAACCUUGCUUUCAACUUCAGAGGGAUUCAAGAUUAUUUGAAUUGUUACCGAUCUGGAGAGGUGACACCCCUUCAAGUUGCCAAGAACAUUCUUGCUGUUUUGGAAGAUCCUGAGAGAUCAAGUCUCCACCUGCGAGCAAUUUCUCAGUGGGACCGGGAGGAGAUAAUCAAGAUGGCUGAGUGCUCCACUGCUCGCUAUAGACACCAGAAGCCCCUCUCUUUCUUGGAUGGAAUUCCAGUGUGCUUGAAGGAGGAGAUCAAAGUGGCUCCCUAUUAUCACCGAAGUGGAACAGAAUACCUGGGUACAAAGCCAGAAACCGAAGAUGCCACUGUGACCAGGAAAAUACGGACGGCUGGUGCCAUUAUUAUUGGUGUCUCAAAUAUGCAUGAAUUGGGUACUGGGACCACAGGCUGUAACCCCAACAGAUAUCACAAUACAGCUAGAAACCCUUACAACCCCCAGCAUUUCACAGGUGGCAGUUCCAGUGGGUCAGCAGCAGCUGUGGCUUCAGGUCUUUGCCCAUUUGCUCUUGGUACAGAUGGGGGAGGUUCUGUGAGAAUCCCUGCUUCUUUCUGCGGCAUUGUGGGACUGAAAGGUACAUUUGGACGCAUCAGUGCAUAUGGCUGCCAUCCUCUCUCGUAUUCUACUGUGAGUCUUGGCCCUCUUUGUACAUCAGUGGCAGAUGCAGCGCUUGUAUAUUCUAUCCUAGCUGGGCCAGAUCCUCUCUAUCAAUAUGGACUAUGCCAGCCUAAACCAUCCCUUUCUGAAAUUAUCACUCCUGAUCUCAAGGGCUUGAAGAUGGGAAUUGAUUGGACUUUCUUUAAGGCUUGCAAUGAUGAAAUUCUAGUUAACUGCCAAAAAGCUGUGGAGUUCCUUAAGAGUUUUGGUGCUUCAGUAAUCGAAGUGUCCCUUCCAGAGAUAGAGGAGAUACGGGUGGCUCAUGUCAUUUGCAUCCUUAGUGAGAUGAGGGAUUUCCUGCAGCCUGAUUUCAACAAUCACUUUCAUCAAAUGAAUUUGGAGACGCGUUUGAAUCUUGCAAUUGCUUCCCAGUUCACAGCUCUGGACUACAUUAAGGCAAACCGUCAGCGAACCCGCACAAUGGCCGUUCUGCAGGAGACUUUUGCAAAUGUAAAUUGUCUCAUCACUCCAGGAACUGCAUGUUGUGCCCCAGAAAUCCAGAGCUCUGAUCUCCUAUCAGGAUGUAGCGAUGUUCAAACAACUCUCCAGACCAUGAGGUACAUGCAGCUGGCCAACUUGACAGGCAUUCCAGCACUAGUAGUGCCAAUUGGAUAUACUGUUUCAGGCCUUCCCAUCAGCCUUCAGAUUAUGGCAAAGUGGUGGGAUGAAGCAUUGCUGUUUCGGAUUGGCUUGAAGCUGGAGAAAUUUCAUGACACAAUAGCAAAACCAGCUAUUUAUUAUGACAUUCUUGGGUAACAGGACUAGCUACAGGAUUGAAAGCUUGAUGCAGACCAAAAAGAGAUUAUUCUUACAGUCUGAGUGACUUACGACAGGAGAUUUUAUAAAAAGCAUAUAUGAAACAGUAACUUAUUAAGGAAAGUAAAACCUUUAUUUUGGCUGGUUACAGAUCUUAUGCCAAUCAUGUCUGGCAUAAAUACUACUGGAUCUUGCACAGGCUCAUAGGUAGCAAAGAGUUUGUCCACUUUCAUUAUUUCUGGAAGAUAGUUUUGAAAACUUGUCUCUUGUAUUCAACAACUAAUCCUGUCUGCCCCAUAGUGCUGUCAAUACAUGAUUUCUUGUGUAGAACAGAAAGGAUUUUAUUUCAAGGGCUGACAAUUUAAAGAAAACACUGGGAAAACUGUAGAGCUUUGAGUACCUAGAGUUGUCCUUCUGUUCCAAAUGAAUCAACCAAAUUGCCAUAAAAUCAACGACCCUAUGCCAAUGAAGAAAAAUGAGUAGUAUCAGAUCCCAACACAGAAUUUUUUUUUCUUUUCAACGAAGAAUACUUGUCUUUUCUCAAGAUACCAGAUUACAGCUUGCCUUUGAAGAAUUUUUUUCCUAAAGUAUAUUGGACUGUGCGUAUAAAGGUUAACUUUACUUACACUGAUGGGAAGAAAUGGAAAAUGUGCAUUUGUAAUACUCACCCCUUUUAGGGCAUGGUCAAUGUACUCAGAAUUCAAGAUUCUGGCUGAACUAUUUCCAAAUAUAUUUUUGCUUUAGUUUUCAGAGGUGCAGGGGUUAAUUUGUAUUUUCACCCAUUUUAAAACCUUGGGCUUUCAGAAAUGUCUCUUGAUCAGUGAAGUAAUAAAGCACUAGCUUUAUGUUGGAUGUGCCUCUAAACUAGGGGGGGGGGCUGUGGACACUAAAGAGACCAGUUUUCACAUGCAUUGAAACAUUAAAUUGGAUGAAGAUCCUAACUUCAACUUCUAA